GGUCCGCUUGUGCCUCUGCACUUCCUCGAGGGCCCCCGGGGGGCUGCGGACGGCAGCAGCAUGUCGAGCGAGUCCAGUGCGUCAACGGCCUCACCCAGGCCCCAGCGUCCCGGGACCCAGAAGACGGCCGGUGCCGCGACCAAGAAAGGCGAGCGCGCCGGCAAGGAGAAGCCGGCGGCCGCCCUGCCGCCAGUGGGCGAGGACGAGCCCAAAAACCCGGAGGAGUACCAGUGCACCGGGGUGUUGGAGACAGACUUCGCUGAGCUCUGCACGCGCUCGGGCUACGUGGACUUCCCCAAAGUGGUCACCCGGCCUCGUCCCCAUCCGAACUUCGUCCCCUCCUCCUCCACGUCCGAAAAACCCGCGCUAGACGACCAGCGGCUGUCGGCGUCCUGCAGCCUCACCAGCCUGGAGAGCAAGUAUGGGUUCUUCCGGCCCACCAUCCAGGUGGAGCUGGAGCAGGAGGACAGUAAAGCCGUGAAGGAGAUCUACAUUCGCGGUUGGAAGGUGGAGGACCGGAUUCUGGGCAUCUUUGCUAAAUGCCUGCCCUCCCUCAGCCAGCUACAGGCCAUCAACCUGUGGAAGGUGGGCAUUACUGACAAGACCCUGACCACAUUCAUCGCCUUACUUCCUCUCUGUUCGCCCACGCUCAGGAAGGUGUCUCUGGAGGGGAACCCGCUGCCAGAGCAGUCCUACCACAAGCUCAUGGGGCUGGACAGCACGAUCACGCACCUAUCCCUGCGGAACAACAAAAUCGACGACCACGGAGCACACCUGCUGGGCCAGGCGCUGUCCACGCUGCACAGCUGCAACCGGACUCUUGUCUCGCUCAACCUGAGUUUUAACCACAUCAGUGAUGAGGGCGCGGGCUACAUCGCCGAUGGCCUGCGGCUGAACCGCUCCCUGCUCUGGCUGUCCCUGGCCCACAACCGCAUCCAGGACAAGGGCGCCCUGAAGCUGGCCGAGGUCCUGCGCCCCUUCGAGCUGACGCACACGGAGGUGGUGGAGCGCCGGCGCCUCCUCCUGGAGAAAGGGUCGCAAGAACGAUCGCGAUCGCCCUCCUCCUCUCGGCAUGGGGAGUCCAAAAUGGACCGUGAGAAGUCUCAGAUGACAGGUGUCAGCAACAUUGCGCUGGUGGACAAGCCCGAGAAGACACAGGCGACCAAGACCCCCAAGGGACUGGGCAAGAAAAAGGAGAAGCCGGGGGAAGUGGUCAAGAAAGAAGAGAAGUUGGGAUCUGGACAGUCACCAACACAGGGAACCCCUAAGAAAGAAGAUGCCACAAAGUCAGGCAAGGGGAAGGUAACCAUCCCUGACCAGAAGUCAACCAAGGGGAAAGGGACCAAGUCUGGGAGCAAGGAGAAGCGCAGCAUCCUCCUGGAGUCGGAGCAGUUGGUUGCCGAAGCUGCUGAGAUGGUCAACCCUCUCCUGGAGCCCGUGGAGCAUCGAGAUGGGAAAGUUUUCAUGCCUGGCAACAGGGUCCUCCUGCACCUCAACCUCCUCCGGAACCGCAUCACAGAGGUGGGCCUGGAGGGCUUCCUCUCAGCCGUGCGGUACCAGGUGCAAUUCUCCAAGCCUAAGAAUUCCUCUAAGGGCCCAAUGGGGCUGCUGUGGCUAUCCCUGGCGAAAAACUGCUUUGCCCCACAGUGUCCCACGUAUACCACGAUCCAGGAGCUGAUGUUGCCAAGGGACCCCAUCAAGGCCAAGAUCAGAGAGGAAGAGUUCCCGGCUUUCCCCUCCUAG
This is a messenger RNA of Ochotona curzoniae (black-lipped pika), 1743 nucleotides long. It is a transcript of the gene LRRC71, whose product is annotated as leucine rich repeat containing 71. The record is from RefSeq and is a predicted model, not a curated record. Bases 61 to 1743 code for a protein of 560 amino acids. Lineage: Eukaryota; Metazoa; Chordata; Mammalia; Lagomorpha; Ochotonidae. The transcript is spliced from 15 exons. Gene Ontology annotation, molecular function: protein binding.